AUGUCUGCCGCCCGCGACGAAAUCGACCGUCUCUUGGACUCCCCCCGCCCGCCUGCUGCCCACCCCGAAGACUGCCAGCCUGAUAUCACUCUCUCUAGCCUUGACGACAACAACAACAACGACGACGACCUCAAUUCCCACCGCAACACCCGGGCCAGCAGGCUGCGAUACGUCCCUUCUGAAGACGAAGACGACGACGACGAUACCGACGACGCCAUGAUGGUCUCAAAGCCCCCCGCCUACCACAUCCCGACCACUGUCUACGACGCCAACACCGGCCCCAAGGGCGUCAUCGCCGACGCCCAGUCCUACGAGCGCGCCAAAAAGAGGUCUUUCCGCCGUGUGCUUAUGAGCGCUGCCGGCCUAGACUCGCCCGUCUACGCUCAGGAUGCCUCCGUGACCGCUGCCGGCACUGCGACUGCUGCUGCGGCCCCUCGCCAGCGAACACAAAGCCCCGCUGCCGGUGCGCGCACACCGCCUGACGAGAGCGGUGACGACGACGAUCGCUUCAUGCGCGAAUGGCGCGAGGCCCGCAUGCGCGAGCUGCAGAACAAGACCGCCCGCCGCUCCAGCCCCAGCAAGCGCUGCUACGGUACUGUCGAUGCGGUUAAUGCGAACGGGUACCUAGAUGCCGUCGAAAAGGUCACGGCGGACACAGUUGUGGUGGUGUGCAUAUACGAUCCGCAGUCGUCGGAAAGCUCGAUCGUCGAGGACUGCCUCAACACCGUCGCCCGCAAACACGUCACCGUGCAUUUUGUCAAGUUGCACCAUGAGAUCGCCGAGAUGGACCACAUCGAGGCCCCCGCCCUGCUGGCCUAUCGCAACGGCGACGUCUUUGCGACCAUCGUCGAUAUCUUCAAGCAGCUGCCAGACGGCCGUGAUUGCAGCUCGUCCAGCCUGGAAGCCCUUUUAAUGCAAAACCAUGUUGUCUAG
Molecule: messenger RNA, 933 nt
Organism: Ophidiomyces ophidiicola
Lineage: Eukaryota; Fungi; Ascomycota; Eurotiomycetes; Onygenales; Onygenaceae
Exons: 3
Coding region: 1-933 (310 amino acids)
Biological process (GO): regulation of G protein-coupled receptor signaling pathway
Source: RefSeq, a predicted model, not a curated record